Messenger RNA from Penicillium olsonii, 1608 nucleotides. NCBI's taxonomy places the organism in Eukaryota, Fungi, Ascomycota, Eurotiomycetes, Eurotiales, Aspergillaceae. The record is from the annotation of a GenBank genome assembly.
AUGGCUGGCGGUGGUGUUAUCUCCGCAGCCGCGGAUACCUCGCGUGUCGAGGCGCCGGUCACCUUCAAGGCGUACCUGAUGUGUGCCUUUGCCGCCUUUGGUGGUAUCUUCUUCGGAUACGACUCUGGUUACAUCAGCGGUGUCUUGGGAAUGAAGGCAUUCAUCAUGCAAUACGAGAAUCUUGAUCCCUUGACCACCCCCGCAAAGAAAUUCGUUAUCCCUGCCUCCCGCAAGUCGCUCAUCGUCUCUAUCUUGUCUGCUGGAACUUUCUUUGGUGCUUUGAUUGCCGGUGACUUGGCUGAUUGGUACGGUCGUCGCACCACAAUUAUCUCGGGCUGUGGAAUUUUCAUCAUUGGUGUCGUUCUACAGACUGCUGCUAGCAGUCUGGGACUUAUGGUUGCUGGUCGUUUAAUCGCUGGAUUCGGUAUCGGUUUCGUGUCCGCUGUCAUCGUUCUUUACAUGUCCGAGAUUGCACCCCGCAAGGUUCGCGGUGCCAUUGUCUCUGGAUACCAGUUCUGUAUCACCAUCGGAUUGAUGCUGGCUUCUUGUGUCGACUACGCUACCCAAGAUCGCAUGGACUCUGGUGCUUACCGCAUCCCCAUUGCCCUCCAAAUGCUCUGGGCCGUGAUCCUUGCCAUCGGUCUUUUCGUCCUUCCCGAGUCCCCUCGCUUCUACAUCCGCAAGGGUGAGAAUGAGAAGGCUCGCGCAGUUCUGGCCCGUAUCCGUGGUCAACCCGCCGACUCUGAGUUUGUUGAGCUUGAGCUCAAUGAGAUCGACGCCAACAACCAGUACGAGCUCCUUGCUAUUCCCCAGGGCGGAUACUUCACUAGCUGGCUCAACUGCUUCACCGGCAGUCUCUGGCACCCCAACAGCAACCUGCGUCGCACUAUUCUCGGUACCUCCCUCCAAAUGAUGCAACAAUGGACCGGUGUCAACUUCAUCUUCUACUUCGGAACCACUUUCUUCACCCAGCUGGGCACAAUUCAGAACCCAUUCUUGUUGAGCAUGAUCACCACCAUCGUCAACGUGCUGUCUACCCCCAUCUCCUUCUACGCCAUUGAGAAGCUCGGUCGUCGUCCCCUUCUCCUUUGGGGUGCCCUCGGUAUGGUCAUUUGCCAGUUCAUCGUCGCCAUCAUCGGUGUGACCGACGGUGACAACCCCAAGGCUAUCAGUGCCAUGAUCGCAUUCAUCUGCAUUUACAUCUUCUUCUUCGCCAGCACCUGGGGUCCCGGUGCCUGGGUUGUGAUCGGUGAAAUCUUCCCUCUGCCCAUCCGUGCCCGUGGUGUCGGUCUCUCCACAGCCUCUAACUGGCUCUGGAACUGUAUCAUCGCCGUCAUCACUCCCUACAUGGUCGACGAAGAUAAGGGUAACCUGAGUUCCAAGGUCUUCUUCAUCUGGGGCUCUCUCUGCACCUGUGCCUUCGUCUACACCUACUUCCUGAUUCCCGAGACCAAGGGUCUUACUCUUGAGCAGGUCGACAAGAUGAUGGAAGAGACUACUCCUCGCACUUCCUCCAAGUGGAAGCCUCACUCUACCUUCGCCGCUGAAAUCGGUAUGAUUGAUGAGAAGGCUGCUGUCGGAGCCACUGUUACUCAACAGGAGGUUUAA